CUAAAUUAGGUCAGAUUAAUAUGAAGGUUAUUUAAUGGUUAGAAGUGGAGACUGAAGGGAAGAAAGCGAGAGAUAGUACAGGGCUGAUCUGCAGAAACACAUUAUACGGUGAAAUGCAUACGUGUACUGUAUCAAUGUUGCGCAAAAUUUGUAUGUUUGUCUCAAUGUAAGAGCCUGUGAGCGCGUUAGAUAGUGGGUUGCGUCAACGCACGGCUCUGGUUGCUCUGUGAAGUUGGUAAAUAAGCUUGACCUCGCGCGUUAGUGAGCGAGACAAAUUGGAAGAAACGCAGCUGCAGCUAGCAUAGAGGAGGGCGACACAAACAAGCUGCAACUCCUGCUGCGAGCCAACGCGAACGUGCUGCUAUAUGCAUACUAAAUAAAGAGCGGUCAGAACGUUGGCCUCUUCAGUUUGAGAAACAAACGCGCACGAGAGCUGCUGUCCAUCAUGGCAGGCGAUAUGAUGUUACUCAUGCGAGGCUUGGCAAAGUUGAGCCAGGCGGUGGUAGAGACUCAGGGCAGCACCCUGCGCAGUGGAACAGGGGUCGCCGGAGUGGGUGCUGCAGUCCAAAGUGUCCAAUCGGCUGCUGAGCAAGGCCUGUCUGCCGCUAUGAUGAAAAUGCAGGAGCUGACUGGCCAGCAGCAGGCCUCUUCAUUGGAGUACGAAAUUGACUUUCCUCAGGAUGACCGUGCAUUUGCAGCUUCAGAGUUUAGGGAGGAAGGUGUAGACUUCACAGCAGAUAACACUGGAAGUAGUGAUGAUGCCGCAGCCCAUCACAGCGCAGCAUCAGGAGCGGGCCAUAUCAAACAGUCGUUGUUUGAGGGAUACAAAGAUCCAAGCAAACAGUUUAGUGGACACACCAGAUCUUAUCACCAAAACACCAGACAUUUCUACAACCACAGUCUGAACAGGCAUUUGUGGGGACAGCAUCAGAUCAGUCCGCUCAGGCGCUACCAUCAGGACCCGUCCACAGUUGGAGGGCUGACGGCCGAAGACAUUGAGAAAGCAAGACGGGGCAAAAAGGCUGAGAUCAAAUCACACAAACAGAUGUUGAGUGAGAGAGCCAGAGAGAGGAAAGUUCCGGUGACUCGGCUCGGCAGACUGGCUAACUUUGGAGGUCUAGCUGUAAGUUUGGGGUUUGGAGCCCUGGCAGAAGUUGCCAAGAAGACCAUGAGCAGACACAGUGAUGCAGCAGGUGAAAAUAAAAAAGGCGUUCUGGACUCCAGCCCGUUCCUGUCAGAGGCCAACGCUGAACGCAUUGUCAGAACCCUGUGUAAAGUCAGAGGAGCUGCAUUGAAACUGGGACAGAUGCUCAGCAUUCAAGAUGAUGCAUUCAUCAACCCAGAACUCGCGAAGAUCUUUGAUCGAGUAAGACAGAGUGCUGACUUCAUGCCCAUCAAACAAAUGACAAAAGCGUUGAACAAUGACUUGGGUCCUAACUGGAGAGACAAGCUGGAGUCGUUUGAGGAGCGUCCGUUUGCAGCAGCGUCCAUUGGCCAGGUUCACCUGGCGAGGAUGAAGGAUGGCAGGGAGGUGGCCAUGAAAAUCCAGUACCCUGGUGUGGCUCAGAGUAUCAACAGUGAUGUCAACAACUUGAUGGCAGUGUUGAGUAUGAGCAAUGCCCUUCCUGAAGGUCUGUUUCCUGAGCACCUGAUAGACGUGAUGAGAAGAGAGCUAGCACUAGAGUGUGAUUAUAUCAGAGAAGCCCAGUGUGCAAAGAAAUUCCGGGAGCUAUUGAAGGACAACCCGUUCUUCUAUGUGCCAGAGGUGAUAGAGGAGCUGUGCAGUAGCCAUGUCCUGACCACAGAGCUUGUCCCCGGGUUUCCCUUGGACCAGGCUGAGAACCUCCCACAGGAGCUGAAGAACGAGAUCUGUGAGAACAUCUUGGUGUUGUGCCUCAGAGAGCUGCUUGAGUUCAGGUACAUGCAGACUGACCCAAACUGGUCCAACUUCUUCUAUGAUCCUCAGACACACAGGGUGGCGCUGUUGGACUUUGGAGCCACGAGAGGAUUCGAUCAGAGUUUCACUGAUGCCUACAUAGAGGUAAUCCGUUCAGCUGCCGAGGGCGACAGAGAGGGAGUUCUGAAGAAAUCUAUUGAGAUGAAGUUCCUGACCGGGUAUGAGUCCAAGGCAAUGAUAAUUGCCCAUGUGGAUGCGGUGAUGAUCCUUGGUGAGGCCUUCGCCUCCACAGACACAUUUGAAUUUGGCUCCCAGUCCACCACGAAGAGAAUCCACAACCUCAUCCCUGUGAUGCUCAAACACCGGCUCACCCCCCCUCCCGAGGAGACGUACUCACUCCACCGUAAGAUGGGCGGCUCUUUCCUCAUCUGCUCCCGGCUGAAUGCUAAGCUGCAAUGUAAGGACAUGUUCCAAAAAGCAUAUCAGAAGUACUGGGAAGGCCGCACACCACCCUCUGACUAAGCCUUAGCCAAUCCCAAGUGUCAGGCAAUUUGAUGGACAGAUCCUGGGGCCAAUGGCAAAGCGCAAGCCAGUGGUGACACACACAACAGCAAAGCAGAUGCCCUUGAAUAGUCAUCGAGCACGAGGUUAUCUUUCCCGUUUUGGGAACCUCACUGCGAUGAUUUUGUUUUCAAAGGCACUUGUAUGUACUUACAGCCAUCAUUUCUUUGUUUGAGAGGGAGCAGCAACAUGGCGUCGGGAGUGCAUUAAAAAUAACUCUAUCUAUGGCCCUGAGUGGAAAGACUGGAAAGGUUGAGGUGGAUGGAAGAAGAGAGACAGCCUUGCAUAAAGUUGUUCCGCUGUAACAUGAAACAUGUGAAAAGGUUGGAAAUUAAUCUCUCCUGAAGUUUUCAAGAUUAUUAUUCCGUUUUCUUUUGUUUUGCAUUGCUGUGUUGAUCUUUUGUAAAAUCCAACCAACUGUACCAACUUUAUG
Molecule: messenger RNA, 2891 nt
Organism: Etheostoma cragini (Arkansas darter)
Lineage: Eukaryota; Metazoa; Chordata; Actinopteri; Perciformes; Percidae
Gene: coq8aa
Product: coenzyme Q8A, genome duplicate a
Exons: 17
Coding region: 446-2419 (657 amino acids)
Biological process (GO): ubiquinone biosynthetic process
Cellular component (GO): extrinsic component of mitochondrial inner membrane
Molecular function (GO): kinase activity
Source: RefSeq, a predicted model, not a curated record